UUAAUUUCAUAAAACAAUUUAUGAAAUAAUAAUUUGUUUUAAUAAAAAAAUGACUAAUAAAAAGCUGACCAUUUUGUUUGAGUCAUUGGACGGCGUCGGACAUGUAAACGCUUGUAUUGGUUUGGCUCAAGUACUGCAAAAACGCGGCCAUAGGAUAGUGUUUGCCAUCGAAAAGACAUAUAAAGGAAAGUUAAGUGAAUUUGGUUUUGAAGAACAGAUUAUUGAUGACAAUGAAGACAAGAUUGUCAAAAGUAAGACACAAUCGCCAAUCAAAAGACCCGGAGAAGAUGGGGCCGAAAAAAUGCUUAAGUCGGGCAUAUUUUCGGGAAAGUCAUCGCUUGAAAAGCUUAAGUUGAUUCAGAAAAGUCCAUUGUUUGCAAUGAUGAUAGAAAAGGCAAAAAAAGAUAAUACAAUGUUUGCUGAAGUUGUCGAUAAACUUAAUCCCGAUGUCAUUAUUAUUGACGACUUUAUUGGUCGACCAGCACUUAUACAUUCGGGUAGACCAUGGGUUUCAGUUUUCAGUGGCAGUCCAUUGUUUUCUAUUGAUGACGAUAAGACACCACCAUUUGGCUCAGGUUUUCCUACUUUUGGCGAUAAAAUCGAUUGGAAAGAGUUUAGAGAUCUUCGUAAAGAAUCGAUAGCCGGAAAUGUUAUCAAAUAUAAUGAAUGGAUUCAAGAAUUAGGUUUUCCUAUUCAUAACUCCGAUAAUAUUUUGCCGAUUUCGCCAUUUCUUAACAUCUAUGGCUAUCCCGAAGAACUCGAUUAUUUAGAUGUCAGACCAAUUCCCGACAAUUUUUGUCCAAUCGAUGCCUUUAUACGAAAAGACCCGAAAGAAUUCAAAAUUCCCGACAAAUUUCAAAAUAGAGAGAAAACUAACAGCAAAUUAAUAUAUUUAUCGAUGGGUUCAAUGGGUUCAGUGGACGUCAAUCUAAUGAAAAGAUUUGUCGAUAUACUGUCCAAAACUCGACACAAGUAUAUAAUAUCCAAAGGACUUAUGGCUGAUAAAUACGAAUUGGCAGACAAUAUGUGGGGCGAGGCAUCAGUUCCGCAGACAAAUGUACUGCCAUUAGUAGAUCUGGUCAUAACUCACGGCGGGAACAACUCUGUGACCGAAACCUUCAGUUACGGCAAACCAAUGAUUGUUAUGCCAUUAAUGGGCGAUCAAUACGAUAACGCACAGAGAAUUCAUGAAAAAGGAUUUGGUAUUAGAUUAGAGCCCUAUAUGUGCUCUGAAUUGGAUUUAUUGGAUUCAAUUGAAAAACUUUUAAAUGACAAACAAUUAGACGAAAGACUAUCGAUUGCAUCCAAACGUAUGCUUAACUCCGAUAGCAUUAGUAAAGCCUGUGAACGCAUAGAAAGACUCGUUAAAUAACAUAUUAUAUUAUACUUACCGUUAAUAUGUGAAUAAUAUUUUUAAAAAAUAUACCAAAUAUAAAAAAUAAUCAUUUAGUGAUUCAAC
Molecule: messenger RNA, 1459 nt
Organism: Oppia nitens
Lineage: Eukaryota; Metazoa; Arthropoda; Arachnida; Sarcoptiformes; Oppiidae
Product: NDP-glycosyltransferase YjiC-like
Exons: 2
Coding region: 50-1372 (440 amino acids)
Molecular function (GO): UDP-glycosyltransferase activity
Source: RefSeq, a predicted model, not a curated record